Molecule: messenger RNA, 1308 nt
Organism: Chilo suppressalis (striped riceborer)
Lineage: Eukaryota; Metazoa; Arthropoda; Insecta; Lepidoptera; Crambidae
Source: the annotation of a GenBank genome assembly
AUGAACGCGACCGAUACCGGAACGGUAGUGGCAACAGGCCAACUGGACGUAUCGUUUAGAGGACCGGAGUACACUCUCGACCAGCUGGGGAGUUACAACGCCGUCAUCGAGUUCAAUGUCACCUUCGACAACAUCUCCAACUAUAACCUCACCCUAGACACCGGUGAACCCUGGAACGAGUACAUCCAACUACUUCAAGACCGGGCCCUAUUAGUCGCUUUUCUGUUAAUAUUCUCCUUGACAACCGUUUUCGGGAACAUGCUCGUGAUAUUAGCUGUGGUGAGGGAAAGAUACUUGCACACGUCCACAAAUUAUUUCGUCACGUCACUCGCUGUAGCAGACUGCCUCGUAGGAUUAGUAGUGAUGCCGUUCUCCGCCUUGUACGAAGUUUUAGAGCACACCUGGUUCUUCGGAGUCGAUUGGUGCGAUGUCUGGCGCUCUCUCGACGUACUAUUCAGCACGGCUUCCAUUCUAAACUUGUGCGUGAUCUCACUGGAUCGUUACUGGGCCAUCACGGACCCAAUCACGUACCCGAUGAGAAUGAGCGGUAGAAAAGCCGCCUUCCUAAUUGCCGCUGUGUGGGUAUGUUCAGGGGCAAUAUCCUUCCCAGCGAUAGCGUGGUGGCGAGCGGUGAGGAUAGAAGAGGUGCCUGACUACAAGUGCCCUUUCACGGAUAACUUGGAGUACUUGAUAUUCUCCUCGACGAUCUCUUUUUAUUUGCCGUUAUUUGUGAUGGUGUUCACGUAUUACCGUAUAUAUCGCGCGGCUACGAUUCAGACGCGUUCCUUAAAAAUAGGUACUAAGCAAGUGAUGAGACCUAGUGGUGAGCUCGAGCUGACAUUGCGAAUACAUAGGGGUGGUACAAUGAGACAAAGGAGUGAUGCAUGUCACGGUGCGUGUACUCCUGAGGAGGCAGAUCAAGAACCUUUGACGGCUCUGCAAAAUAACGGACUGUCGCGUUCCUCGACGCGGUUGACCAAUGUGACUCAUACCAAGCAUUUGCCUAAGAACUUUUCGUUGUCGCGGAAGCUGGCUAAGUUUGCGAAGGAGAAAAAAGCGGCCAAAACUCUGGGUAUAGUGAUGGGAGUGUUCAUAGUGUGUUGGUUGCCGUUCUUCGUGGUAAACCUGCUGUCGGGCAUAUGCUCGGCUUGCAUAGCCCACGAGGAGAUCGUGAACGUUGUCGUCACCUGGCUGGGCUGGGUCAACUCUUCCAUGAACCCUGUCAUCUACGCGUGCUGGAGUAGAGAUUUCAGAAGAGUACAAUUUGCUUGCAUAGAGAUGCCUGCCAAGUUUAUUUUACCACAGUAG